This is a messenger RNA of Lates calcarifer (barramundi perch), 912 nucleotides long. RefSeq names its product transmembrane 4 L6 family member 4. Lineage: Eukaryota; Metazoa; Chordata; Actinopteri; Centropomidae. Gene Ontology annotation, cellular component: membrane. The record is from RefSeq and is a predicted model, not a curated record. The transcript is spliced from 5 exons. Bases 49 to 615 code for a protein of 188 amino acids.
GACCAGAGCUUAUAACAGCAGUUGGUUAGUCCUCUCUCUGACAGCAUCAUGUGUAGUGGGAAAUGCUCCCGCUGCAUCGCUGGCACUCUGUACCCAUUAGUGCUCAUAUCCAUCAUCUGUAACAUUGUGUUGUUCUUCCCUGGAUGGAACGUCAAGUAUGUCAAAGAAAAACAUGUUACUGAAGAGGUGUAUUACAUGGGGGGACUCGUUGGAGGGGGUGUAAUGGUGUUGAUCCCAGCACUGUACAUCCACAUGACUGGAGAACAAGGAUGCUGUGAGACUCGCUUUGGGAUGUUCUUGUCCAUAAUAUUCGCAGCAGUGGGUGUGGCUGGUGCCGUGUACAGUUUUAUUGUGGCAGUGGUUGGUCUGGAUUAUGGGCCCCUCUGCAAAGUUGAUGACCAAUGGACACAACCUUUUAAAGACAGUAACAUCACCUACCUGACUCACUCUCAGUUGUGGGUGAAGUGCCUGGAGCCCAAGAAAGUGGUGCAGUUCAACAUGGGACUGUUCAUUACUCUGAUGGUAACCAACUGUCUGCAGGCUUUGCUCUGUGCCAUUCAGAUGAUCAAUGGCCUCGUUGGCUGCCUGUGUGGACCUGGCAAAGAGCAACCGUAAGUUCCUUGUCUGGAGGCCUCCGAGCAUUUGCACUCAUACUACAUCUGAAGAGUUGGCUUGCGCUCAUGGCUGGAGGUGUUUCUGGAGGUGUUUCUGGAGUGUUUCUGGCUGCAUCUGCAUAAAUUUAUUGCUUUUAAAUUGUUGUCUCUGAUAACAGAUUUGGAAAUUUUCAUUGCAGUGUAUUUCACAGUUUCUUCACACUGCAAUGUUAUGAGAAGCAUUCAAAACAGUUCGUGUAAAUUGUAUGGUCAAUUUAAAAUUAGUUGGUUUAAAAUAAAAUCUGCUGAUUCACUACUA